Lolium perenne is the source of this 1962-nucleotide messenger RNA. RefSeq lists its product as uncharacterized. Gene Ontology annotation, cellular component: membrane. The record is from RefSeq and is a predicted model, not a curated record. NCBI's taxonomy places the organism in Eukaryota, Viridiplantae, Streptophyta, Magnoliopsida, Poales, Poaceae.
AGGCACGCCAAGUCGGCGAGACAGAGAGAUCCCCGGCUCCAUCUCACCACACACCACCACCGCAUGUGUGCGUGGAGGAAUCAGACACCGGAAUCUGGAUACGUGGCUCCGCUCCGCUCCGCCGGCUUCCAGCCUUGUGCACUUCCUCUCCCCAUCUCCCAGAGUGAGAGCGGCAGGCAUCCCGACCCAUCGGAAUCCAUCCAUCCGCGGCGCCGGCGACCUCAGAGCGACAGACGGCGAGCACACCGCCACCGCCGCCGCAGCGGGUAAAGAUCUUGCGACGCGCCGUGUACACAGGUCGGUAGAGCUGGACCUCGAGGCGGACGGAUAGGUAGAGAGGCGGAACGGAAGCUUGGAGAGGGGACUGGACUGGAGGGGCGGGCGGUUCCUGCCUUUCUUGCUCCCACCCACCCACUGCUGCGCCUCUCUUCCCGUCCGGCCGGGGAGGCGGCGCCCCCGCCCCUGUCUUGCCUCCGGCGCUUGAUUCUUCCGGCCGUGUGCGGUUCUACUGACGGAUCACCGCAAUUAGGAAAUCGACUGGUGUGAUCUCUCCCUCCGUCGGCAACCAAGGGAGGGAGGAAAUUUUCUUCUUUUGGGGGGCUCAGUAACUCUAUUAUGGUAUCGAAUUUCGCAGGAGAAGAUCGAGUGACAGGCUGAUAAAAAACCUGUUCUGAAUCUGGUGGCAGGGUCUGACCGAUCGCUGCAGCAUUGUUACCACCAGCCAUGCUCAUGCUCAUGGACACCACCGACCCGAGCUACUGGCUCAACUGGAAGUUCCUGCUCUGCGCCACCUGGGUCUACUCAUGCAUGGCGCUGGCCUGCUACCUGAUCUGGAAGUACGAGGGGCCCAGUUCGCCGGCCGGCAAUGGCGACCGAGUCGACGCAGAGGAAGCGCAGCCCAGGGUCGGACCGGGAGUCGUGUAUCUUGAGGACUGCUGGAAGCCCUGCCUUAAGCAGAUCCAUCCUGGAUGGCUGCUGGCGUUUCGCCUCGUGUCAUUCUUCACUAUGGCUUCCAUACUUACCUAUGAUGUUGUUGUCGACGGAUGGACCGUCUUCCUGUACUACACCCAGUGGACGUUCUUGCUUGUCACCUUGUAUUUUGGGCUUGGCUCGGUGCUUUCAAUUUAUGGAUGCUAUCAGCAUGCUUACAAGACGAGUGGGGGUGGAUCUGAUGCAGAUCAUGGCUCAUAUAUCAUUGUUCCAGCAGGGGAAAGCGGAUAUGACAAUGGCACUAAGACUUCUUGUUUCAGUAGAACACAUGAUGGCCGGGAAAUUGCAGGAUUUUGGGGUUACCUGUUCCAAAUCAUGUUCCAGACAAAUGCAGGUGCUGUGAUGAUUACUGAUCUGGUGUUUUGGUUCAUCCUCUACCCUUUCCUUGCCCGCAAUCAAUAUGAUAUGAAUUUUUUGCUGAUUGGAACACAUUCAAUCAAUGCUGUCUUCAUAAUUGGUGACACCGCUCUUAAUAGCUUGCGUUUCCCGUGGUUUAGAAUAGCAUAUUUCAUGAUGUGGACAGGCAUAUUUGUUACUGCUCAGUGGAUCAUCCAUGCCAAUGUGUCGAUUUGGUGGCCUUACCCGUUUCUGGACUUGACAUACCCUGGAGCACCUAUAUGGUACUUGGUGGUAGCGUUGCUGCACUUGCCUUGCUACGGUCUAUUCGCCCUUGUUCUGAGGCUCAAACAAUCCCUGCUGCAAAGGUGCUUCUGUAACAGCUACACGUAGACAAGAAGAUACACAUAUACAUACUGCUACAAUUUAUUCCCAUUUUUUCCUUGUCCUGAAAACUACACGGAGCUGCUGGGACAUACUUAGCUACAUUCUUCAGAGUUAGGUGCCUGUAAUUCCUUGUACUCAGAAAGCACGAGCUCUUUACGAGUCUCUUUCUUCAAAGCGGGUGUGUAAAUUGAGUAAUUGACACGGCAUAUGUCCCCCCAAAAUUUUGAGAUUCAUAGCUUCUUUGAACCA